AAACGAAUCAAUAUUCGGCAGGCGCUGUUUGAACCUUUGUGCUACACUUCUUGAUAAAAAUAUUUUGCUUGGAUGGCGUCGGAAGCUUUUGCUUAAACAACUUUUCAUUAUUGUGUGAUGAAAACAAGCUGUUUUUGGAAAAAUGCAUAUAAAACAGGUUAUUAUACAGGGUUUCAAAAGUUACCGUGAGCAAACUGUGGUGGAGCCAUUUGACAAGAGGCAUAAUGUUGUGGUCGGAAGAAAUGGUUCAGGAAAAAGUAAUUUCUUCUACGCUAUCCAGUUUGUUCUCAGCGACGAGUUCACCCAUCUACGGCCAGAACAGCGCCAAGCGCUUCUUCACGAAGGUACUGGAGCACGUGCAAUGUCUGCCUAUGUAGAAAUCAUUUUUGACAACUCGGAUAACCGUGUACCGAUCGACAAAGAGGAAAUUUUUCUGCGUCGAGUUAUUGGCGCUAAGAAGGAUCAGUAUUUUCUCAACAAAAAGGUGGUUCCACGGUCAGAGGUUGUGAAUCUACUGGAGUCGGCAGGAUUUUCGAACUCAAAUCCAUACUAUAUCGUCAAGCAGGGUAAGAUUAACCAGAUGGCAACUGCUCCCGAUUCGCAUCGGCUAAAACUACUAAGGGAAGUAGCUGGAACCCGUGUGUAUGAUGAGCGGAAGGAAGAGUCUAUGAAUAUCCUUAAAGAAACUGACGGAAAGGUAGAAAAAAUCACCGAGUUUCUGAAAACUAUAGAAGAUAGAUUGAAGACACUUGAAGAAGAAAAAGAGGAACUGAAAGAGUAUCAGAAAUGGGACAAGGCUCGACGUACCUUGGAGUACAUUAUUCACGAGACUGAACUCAAGGAGAAUAAGAAGCAUUUAGAUGAGUUGGAGCACCAGCGGAAGAGCUCGGGAGACAAACAGAAAUUGUUUACUCAGGAGAUCCAAACCGCACAAGACAAGAUAAAGAAUGCACAAAAGUCAUUGAAGGAUGCGAAAAAAGACGUAACCACCACCAAGGAUGAAAAGUCGGUUCUUACAACGGAACAUCAGCAGUUGCUGCGUGAGAAAACUAAGCUAGAUUUGACCAUUUCGGAUCUGACUGACGAAGUACAAGGCGAUAACAAGUCGAAGGAACGUGCGGAAUAUGAACUCAAUCGUUUGAAAAUCACUAUCGCAGAAAAAGAGAAAGAACUUGAGGCCGUGCGCCCUCGUUACGAAGCCAUGCGUAGAAAAGAGGAAGAGUGCUCAAGGGAGCUUAAUUUGAAGGAACAAAAACGCAAAGAACUAUAUGCAAAACAAGGUCGUGGCUCACAGUUUUCAUCUCGUGAGGAGCGUGACAAAUGGAUUCAGGGUGAACUCAAAUCAUUAAACAAACAAAUCAAGGAUAAGAUUGCACAUCAGAAUAAACUGCAUGAAGAUUUGAAAAGGGACGCUGCUAAACAACAAGAUUUGGAGAAAAAAAUUGAAGAGCAUACAGAAUCGUUUGAGCGAUUGCGGGUUCAAAUCGAUGAACAUAAUAAAAAUUACUACGAACUCAAGAAGAAAAAAGAUCAUUUCCAAACCAUUCGCAACGACAUUUGGAAAAAGGAAACCCAAGUUACUCAGACUCUUUCCGGUAACAAGGAGGAACUGGCCAAAGCUGAUCAAGCAUUGCGAUCGAUGGCCGGAAAACCGAUUUUGAAUGGACGUGAUUCUGUGCGUAAAGUUCUGGAAAGCUUUUCUCAAAGGGGCGGCCAAUUCGGUGAUAUUGCCAGAUCAUAUUAUGGUCCUGUAAUCGAAAAUUUCAAUUGCGAUAAAUCGAUCUACACGGCGGUAGAGGUGACAGCGGGAAACAGAUUGUUUCACCAUAUUGUAGAAUCGGAUCGUGUCGGCACUCAGAUCCUCAAGGAAAUGAAUAAGCAGAAACUUCCGGGUGAGGUUACAUUCAUGCCCUUGAAUCGGCUGCAAGUUCGGAUUCACGAUUACCCGGAAGACCCGGAUUCAAUUCCGAUGAUAUCCAAGCUAAAGUAUGAAGAGCAGUACGACAAAGCAUUGCGCUACAUUUUCGGCAAGACGCUCAUCUGCCGUAAUCUGGAACGCGCCACAGAGUUAGCUAAAAGUACCGGCCUAGAUUGCGUAACGUUGGAGGGAGAUCAGGUUUCGUCGAAGGGUUGCCUAACUGGAGGUUACUUCAAUACGUCUCGAUCGCGACUGGAAAUGCAGAAGAAGCGAUCCGAGUAUUUGCAAAUGAUUGAUGAUUUGGAUAAAGAAUUAGGAGAAUUCCGAACAGAGCUCAAGCAGACAGAAUCUAGCAUCAACAGUGUCGUCUCCGAGAUGCAAAAAACUGAAACAAAGCAAGGAAAGUCAAAGGAUGCGUUUGAAAAAAUCCAAGCGGACAUUCGUCUGAUGAAAGAUGAGCUAACGCGUAUAGAACGCUUCCGCAACCCGAAAGAGCGUUCCUUGGCGCAAUGUAAAGCCAACUUGGAAGCCAUGAACAGCACCAAGGAUGGAUUGGAAAAUGAACUUCACCAAGAGCUGAUGUCGCAGCUUUCGGUGCAGGAUCAGCAUGAGGUAGAUCAAUUGAAUGAUGAAAUCCGGAAACUUAACCAGGAGAACAAGGAGGCGUUCACUGCUCGUAUGAGUUUGGAAGUAACCAAAAAUAAGCUGGAAAAUUUGUUGACCAACAAUCUGUUCCGCCGCAAAGAUGAAUUGGUCCAAGCGUUGCAAGAAAUUUCGGUGGAAGAUCGUAAACGUCAGCUUACAAAUUGUCGUACUGAGCUUUCGUCGACAGAGAAGCGUAUCAAGAAAGUAUUGAGCGAUGUUGAUGAAAUCGAUAAAAAAGUUAGCGAAGCUGUGAAACAACAGAAAGCACUUCAAAAGGAGCUAGAACUUUGGAUGCAGAAAGAAAAGGAAGCUCAAGAUAAGAUGGAUGAGGAUUCCAAGCGCAUGGAGAAAUGGGCUGCUAAGGAGAAUUUGUUGCAUCAGAAGAUUGAGGAAUGCACUGAAAAGAUUGCAGGUCUCGGAGCCCUGCCUCAGGUCGAUCCAUCUUACCAGAGAAUGUCGUUGAAAACGCUUUUCAAGGAAUUAGAAAAGGCCAAUCAUCACUUGAAGAAGUACAACCAUGUGAACAAAAAAGCACUGGACCAAUUUCUAAGCUUUUCUGAGCAGAAAGAAAAAUUGUAUAAGCGAAAGGAAGAGCUCGAUAUCGGUGGCGAGAAAAUUCGUGAACUGAUGCAGAAUCUCGAGAUGCGCAAGGUUGAAGCCAUACAGUUCACAUUCAGACAAGUAGCAGCCAACUUCACAGAGGUCUUCAAAAAACUAGUGCCGCAAGGAUCCGGUCAUUUGAUUCUAAGAACACAGAAAGAUACCGAAGGCAACGAUAUGGAAAAAGAAGUGGAAACCUCAGAUGAGUUUACCGGUAUUGGAAUUCGAGUGUCUUUCACCGGCGUAGAUGCCGAAAUGCGUGAAAUGAAUCAACUCUCCGGUGGCCAGAAAUCUCUGGUAGCGCUGGCUCUAAUUUUUGCCAUCCAGAAGUGCGAUCCGGCACCAUUUUAUCUUUUUGACGAAAUUGAUCAGGCAUUGGAUGCCCAACAUCGAAAAGCAGUGGCAGACAUGAUUCAUGAACUGAGCGAUAAAGCACAAUUCAUCACGACGACCUUUAGACCUGAGCUGCUGGAAAAUGCUCACAAGUUCUACGGAGUUCGGUUCCGUAACAAGGUGAGUCAUGUCGAUUGUGUAACUCGCGAAAUUGCUAGAGACUUUGUGGAAGACGACACUACACAUGGUUAAAUUUCAUUCUUUUAUCCACUGCUAUUAGAUACAUUGUGAUUCACAACAUUGAUCGAAAUUCAGUUUUA
This is a messenger RNA of Armigeres subalbatus, 3816 nucleotides long. It is a transcript of the gene SMC3, whose product is annotated as structural maintenance of chromosomes protein 3. The record is from RefSeq and is a predicted model, not a curated record. Gene Ontology annotation, cellular component: chromosome; mitotic cohesin complex. The coding region runs from base 143 to 3748 and encodes 1201 amino acids. Gene Ontology annotation, molecular function: double-stranded DNA binding; protein binding; ATP hydrolysis activity. The transcript is spliced from 7 exons. Gene Ontology annotation, biological process: mitotic sister chromatid cohesion. Lineage: Eukaryota; Metazoa; Arthropoda; Insecta; Diptera; Culicidae.